This is a messenger RNA of Sodiomyces alkalinus F11, 774 nucleotides long. RefSeq names its product ornithine decarboxylase antizyme. The record is from RefSeq and is a predicted model, not a curated record. Bases 1 to 774 code for a protein of 257 amino acids. The transcript has 3 exons. Gene Ontology annotation, molecular function: ornithine decarboxylase inhibitor activity. Gene Ontology annotation, biological process: positive regulation of protein catabolic process. Gene Ontology annotation, cellular component: cytoplasm; nucleus. Lineage: Eukaryota; Fungi; Ascomycota; Sordariomycetes; Glomerellales; Plectosphaerellaceae.
AUGUCGCCAAUGAAAUUCACGAGGAAUCAAUCGAGUAGUAAUUAUGGCGAGGCCAUUGUCCGUCAGGCCAAUGUCCUUGCCAGCUGCUACAUUGUCGACACUGUCGGCACUCUGAAGGGUCUCCACUACUGCACUACCGGGGCUGCCGGUAACAGCAGCAGCAGUAACAAACGCCGCGAGAUUCCCGGCAAGAGGAUAGCCCGACGAGGGGGGGCAGCACUAUCGAUCAGGGAAGAAUGUGAGAGAUUCUUUUGUGAGCGCAUGUCGGCCGUGUUCCAUGGUGAGAUGAGCACGGAUUCGACUGCCCCCGGCCUGAUGGGUGCUUAUACUUUACAAACGCCGCCGGUCGACGACGAGUCGUCCCUCGCCCGCCGCUUCGGAGGCAGGGACGCCAGGGACGGCAUCCUGACGGACAAGGGUGCUCCCGCUCCUGCCGUCACUGCCUGGCUCGAGAUCUGGGACUUCGAGGCCGGCGCCAGUUUCCGUGCGUUCGUAACCGAUGACGGUCAUGACAAGACUUUGUUCGUCUUUUUCGAUGGGAACAUUGUCGAUGCCGAUUUGAAGCAGGCCCUCAUGGCCUUGAUCGAUUUGGCCGACGGUGCGCUCGAUUGCCAGCGUAUCGUUGUCUGUCUUGACCGCCGCAUACCGGAACCUGAAACGAAGGGGUUCAUGAAGAGUUUGCAGUGGGUUGGUUUCGACCUCACGACGCUUCGUCCUUGGGCCAGCAUGGACGUUACGAGCGAAGAAUGGCUGUUUAUGGCAAUGGAAUUGUAG